CUCAUACUUUAACUGACCAGAAGCUGGCGCAAUUGACCACAAAUGACAUUUAGACUAACUUCGCCUAUUUCAUGGAAAUAAUUAUAUUACAUGUUUUAAAUGCGGCGUACCAACGUCAUAUUAUAAAGUAGGCUACUCAUAAAACGUCAAUAUGCGUGUUGCAUGUGUAUUUAUUUGAUAUAUUUAUUCUAAUACAUGUUAGGCAAUAUUAUUAAUAUUCAAUAAGAAUAAUGCAAUAAGUCACGGCCUAUGGCAGGACGUUGCUUUCAACUGCAGACAACAGCUCAUUAACUGUGAAAUGAUAUGGCACGACUUCGAUUUUCCCCAUUCUCAUCCUUUUUGCUCUCCCCCUUCAUCGCCGAUUUGCGUGCAACUCCCAACACAUGCGUAGUGAGCGGCCUAGACACGCUUCAUUACGUCUGCAGGCUCUUCAGAGUGAGGUUCUCCAAGAUGAAGCUCAAGGCACAUGCGUGCUGUGGGUCUGUGAAGAAGAGCGCUCGUGGACAGACAUCUAUGAAGAGGCUGUAGAUGCAUGUCAUAUUUGGAUUAAACACCUGGAAAUUGUGAGCUGUUUCUCUGCAGAGGCAUUCACAUGUCAUGAGCAUGGUCGGAGAAAGACUUUGUGCUUCAUAGCAGUGUGUGCCUAUGUCAGAUUCUCCAUUACGUUUCUACAAGCUCAAGGGCUGAUAUGAAUAAAGCAGCGUCGUGGUCAGAGGAGGAAGUCUCGCUCUGGCUGACUGAUCAGGGCCUGCAGGAAUACUCAGAACCAUUAAGAAACUACGACGGACCGGCUUUGUUAAGUCUUACAACGGAUGACUUCAAGAGGUCACCCCUCUCCAGGGUCACAUCAGAUGGUGGUCAUCUGCUCCUGGAAAAGAUUGAGAUUCUUAAGAUCGAGCAUCAUAUCGACGUCCACAAGAAUGGACAUGCCAACGGGCACAUGGUGUUGAAUCAUAACGGGAAUUCUGGGAGUGCCGGAAAGGCUCACCAGAAUGGCAUGGUGAAUGGCUUCCACAAGGAACUGGUGCAGAUUCCCAUACCAGAGCCAGCUUCUCCACAGUUUCCUCCUGAAUGGGGAAAGACUGCCGUGGCUCUUGUCUAUGCCUUAUGCUGCUUCGUCUUGACCACCGUCAUCAUUUCUGUGGUCCAUGAACGUGUGCCUCCUAAGGAGGCAUCUCCACCGCUCCCUGACAAGUUCUUUGACUUUUUUGACCGCGUGGAGUGGGCUUUCACUAUAUGCGAGAUCAACGGAAUGAUUCUGAUGGUCUUGUGGAUUAUACAGUUGAGUCUCUUAAAACACAAAUCAAUUGUUGGCCGACGGUUCUUCUUCAUAGUUGGCACGCUCUACCUCUACAGGUGCAUCACCAUGUACAUUACUACUCUGCCAGUUCCUGGCAUGCACUUCAAAUGCUCUCCUAAGCUGUAUGGUGACUGGGAAUCUCAGAUGCGGCGGGUGAUGAAAAUGAUCGCAGGAGGAGGUCUGACCAUCACAGGCUCCCAUAACAUGUGUGGAGACUACUUGUACAGCGGCCACACAGUCAUGCUCACCCUCACUUAUCUCUUCAUGAAGGAGUAUUCUCCUAGACGGUUCUGGUGGUACCACUGGGGCUGUUGGGCUCUGUGUGCAAUAGGAUUGUUUUGCAUCCUUCUUGCUCAUGACCACUACACAAUUGAUGUCGUCGUGGCCUACUUCAUCACCACACGUCUCUUCUGGUGGUAUCAUACAAUGGCCAACCAACAAGUGCUUAAAGAAACAUCCCAGACCAACUUUUUCACCCAUGUAUGGUGGUACCGAUUUUUCCGGUACCUGGAAAACAAUGUUCCAGCCGUUGUCCCCCGCAGCUACCAGAAGCCCUUCUCGUGGCACUUGCUGCAUUGGAGUCAUGUGAAGUACACACGGAUAGACUCAGACUGACUAACGUUAGAAUGCUACAUUUGGAUGUUGGUCUCCAAAACAUGUGUCCAAAGUGCCAGAACAAGCCUGAUCCCUUUAACUAACAAAACCAGUCAUCCAAAGCAUCUCAUUCCUUUGAUUGGUUUUGGAUGUAAAACUUAACAAUAUGGCUGUAGGAGGAACCAUUGUCAGUGAUUUUCUUCUCUCUAAUUGUGUUAUUGGGCUUGUGUUGGCCUGUAGCAUCAUCUUGCAUUGCACCAACAAAAUUCACAAAAAACGAGCCAGCAAACUAAAUGCCAAGUUAUUUAUUUUCCAGAAUAACAUGACAAUGUGUCUGAGUAUCUUUGCCCCUGUUUACAGGCACAAAGCUAUCUUUUAAAGAUAUUUUUGUUAACUCAAGUAAGCAAUUUGACAAACUAAAUAUUGCAUUUUUCUGUUUGGAAGGAACAAGAAUCAGUUUUGUACAGCCUUACAUUUUUCUAGUCAUCCGCUAAAUAACGCGUGCUGUCAGAGAAGGUUUAUAUGAAUAUAAUUUUUAUUUUUUGAACUAAUUCUUUACGUCGAGAGCUACAGAAGAUGUUUAUCGUUUAGAUAAUCGAAUGCUCCUCAGUGCCUUAAUAGUUCAGAGUGAACGGUGUUCUGGCGGUCAACUGUAGUAAUGUAUUUAUGUUCGUUCAAAGAGAAUUUCAGUGUUUUGGAUUUCAUAUUCGGGGUGAUCCUGCUGUAACUACCCUUUGCGAAUUCAUGUACCACAUAUGCUUGAAACAGAUCUCACCUCGUUGCUCGAAUGUAACAACUGUACUGUAUUUUCAUGACCGUGUCAGCAAUUCUAAUUCCUUUGUCCAUAACCAUUUCUCUGGUGUUGUUUUCAGAAUGUAUUUAUGUUUUUGUUUGCGUUAUAUUUAGUAUUUGUCUCUGGAAUGGUUUCUUGGCAUGUUGUUUGUCUGUCAGACAGCACAUGCUUUAUGGCUCUGACUGAAUGUUCUGGGUUUGACUGACAAGACGAUGUGAACCGAUCCAUCCUUUCCACGAGCCAGAACAGAUGAUCUGUCCCAUUGACCAUCCAAUGCAACAAGCUGCUAUAUUGUGAUUUAAUAGUAGGAGGUGUUCGUCCAUUGACAAACCAAUAAAUGACAAAAUAUUAGCACAAAACA
Molecule: messenger RNA, 3048 nt
Organism: Cyprinus carpio (common carp)
Lineage: Eukaryota; Metazoa; Chordata; Actinopteri; Cypriniformes; Cyprinidae
Gene: sgms1b
Product: sphingomyelin synthase 1b
Exons: 6
Coding region: 689-1915 (408 amino acids)
Biological process (GO): ceramide biosynthetic process; sphingomyelin biosynthetic process
Cellular component (GO): Golgi membrane; endoplasmic reticulum membrane
Molecular function (GO): sphingomyelin synthase activity; protein binding; ceramide cholinephosphotransferase activity
Source: RefSeq, a predicted model, not a curated record